Messenger RNA from Oncorhynchus mykiss (rainbow trout), 1685 nucleotides. The record is from RefSeq and is a predicted model, not a curated record. Lineage: Eukaryota; Metazoa; Chordata; Actinopteri; Salmoniformes; Salmonidae.
UAUAUAUAUACAGUGCCUCAGUAUCUCACUGUUUCAGCUUGGUUUCACUCAGGAGAAGAAGGUAUUACCAGGAUGCAGAUCUGCAGGGAUGCAUGUUUUUUAUUUUUAACAAUAUGUCUCGUUUACCUUACGUUUGAGGUUGAAUCUUUUCAAGGGAAAUCCUGUGGCUCCCCUGGCGAAGUGAUGAAUGGCAGGUAUGACCUCACAGAGGGUGUGGAGUUCGGAGCCAGAGUAACAGCCCAGUGUGACAAAGGACAUUACAUUGUGGGUUCCAAAGUACGGAAUUGCAUGGCAUCAGGGUGGUCUGGCAGAGUCGCUAUCUGUGAAGUGGUGAAGUGUGGAGCGCCUCCUGUUGUUGCCAAUGGAAGUCUGUUGUACAGAGCUGAAGAGUCGUAUGCCUACAGAGAGGUGGUGGAGUAUCAGUGUGACAGGCAACUGACUCUGGAUGGACCCAGGUUCUUACACUGCUCUGAAACAGGACAGUUUGAGCCAAAUCCACCUAAAUGUAUCGACAUAACUUGUCCAACACCUAACAUCGAUAAAGCUUUCCGCGUAGAGGGACGUAUGCCUCCAUACAAAUACAAGUCUUUCAUCAGAUAUGAAUGUGAAAAAGGAUAUGAAAUGGAAGGUGAAUCAGGUCUUACCUGUGAAAUAGACAGCCGCUGGUCAGCAUCAUACCCAACAUGCAAAGGUAAGAUGCAUUGUGCACACAUGAUUUAAUAGGUCUGUCUUGUCUAACUUGGAUUGGUUCAUAGGUCUGUCUUGUCUAACUUGGAUUGGUUCAUAGGUCUGUCUUGUCUAACUUGGAUUGGUUCAUAGGUCUGUCUUGUCUAACUUGGAUUGGUUCAUAGGUCUGUCUUGUCUAACUUGGAUUGGUUCAUAGAUAAGUGUUUUAUUAUGAAAGAACUAUUGUGAUCCAUUUAGAUUGUUUAUUUUAAAUCACAUGUCCUUGUCUUAGAACACUAUGACAUAAGCCCUUGUCUUAGUUAUUAGAUCACGAUGACAUAAUGGACUUGUCUUAGUUAUUAGAACACUAUUACAUAAUGGACUUGUCUUAGUUAUUAGAACACUAUUACAUAAUGGACUUGUCUUAGUUAUUAGAACACUAUUACAUAAUGGACUUGUCUUAGUUAUUAGAACACUAUUACAUAAUGGACUUGUCUUAGUUAUUAGAACACUAUUACAUAAUGGACUUGUCUUAGUUAUUAGAACACUAUUACAUAAUGGACUUGUCUUAGUUAUUAGAACACUAUUACAUAAUGGACUUGUCUUAGUUAUUAGAACACUAUGACAUAAUGGACUUGUCUUAGUUAUUAGAACACUAUGACAUAAUGGACUUGUCUUAGUUAUUAGAACACUAUGACAUAAUGGACUUGUCUUAGUUAUUAGAACACUAUGACAUAAUGGACUUGUCUUAGUUAUUAGAACACUAUGACAUAAUGGACUUGUCUUAGUUAUUAGAACACUAUGACAUAAUGGACUUGUCCUAGUUAUUAGAACACUAUGACAUAAUGGACUUGUCUUAGUUAUUAGAACAUUAUGACAUAAUGGACUUGUCUUAGUUAUUAGAACACUAUGACAUAAUGGACUUGUCUUAGUUAUUAGAACACUAUGACAUAAUGGACUUGUCUUAGUUAUUAGAACAUUUUGACAUAAUGGACUUGUCUUAGUUAUUAGAACACUAU